CUAAUCUUCAAUCUGCAUGGACCUCGGUUAAUCUUGGUCCCGGGCGCCCUUAUAACGGACUCCCCCGUUGGCAUCAUUCACGAGGAAGUUGAGCAGCAGAGAAACAGCAACAGAUUGCACAGUAGAAGCAGUCACUCUGUUCGAGACACCGGGAGAAUUCUCGCCUUCGUUUCGAGUGCCAGAGGCCGCGCAACAUAUUCCUGAACCUGCAUGACCCCUCGAAUAAGCCCACUAGGUAGUUUGAGCCUGGAGCAGUUUGUCACAGCAUGUCAGAGCUACAGUCCUCAGAUAUCGAGCUAUUUGAAAGGUUGAGCUCAUAUCCCUUCGGUUCGGAUCGUGAGUUUGCAGUUGGGCUCUCCAUCAUACUAGGCCAUCCGGAAUCACCUGCAUCGGAAGAGGAAAUCAAUCGCAGUGAUGACCUUACACUACAAGCUAAAUGCUUCUACUUCUCAAGGAAAGAAAAGCUCACGCCACCACUCGAUUUCUCGACCUACAAAGCUUGGUUGGAAUCAGCAUCAACAUCUAAGUCAGCCGACCUUUCAUCACCAGGCCCUACAGUGGACGUUCCAAAGUCUCAAGAGGAGCCUACAUAUCCUUCAUCCUUCGCUCAUAUAGUCGAACUCAUCACGACCGGUCAACCAAUCCCUGGAAUCCAGCAAAUUCCAGACACCGUCUUGACAGGCCAUGACAAACCGAGCGAGAAGCCAGAAAGGCGGAAACCAUGGGAGAAAGGGAUAGCUAGCAAAUGACGGGAUUUAAGUGCUCAGCGAUAAAUCCAUGGGCUGCAACUGUCCGGGACCUGAAAAUCUACAUUGCCAAUGGGUGGCUUCUGAUGAAGUCCGGAGUUAUGGUCAGCAUGCAAAUAUCAUUAUUUCUGCAAAUCGCAGGGUUGUGAAGGAUAACAAGCUUCGGACAAAUGAGCGGCUGGUAUGAUACAUCAGUUCAUAAUAAAAAUAUCAUCCCGACGACUAGUAGGUGAAUUAGAAGUGUUCGUUC
Messenger RNA from Aspergillus welwitschiae, 996 nucleotides. Its product is annotated as DUF5572 domain-containing protein. Lineage: Eukaryota; Fungi; Ascomycota; Eurotiomycetes; Eurotiales; Aspergillaceae. The transcript is spliced from 2 exons. The record is from RefSeq and is a predicted model, not a curated record. Bases 267 to 749 code for a protein of 160 amino acids.